CGUCAUCGUCCCCACCGAAACCGCAGUACCACCGUACCCGCGCCGACGUGAGUACGAUGGCCUCCUACUUCGCCGGUCCGGCCAUCGUGCCGUCGCAGCACGCCACCGCGGCGCCCGACAAUUCCGCGGUCGCCACCCCUUCUCCGGCUAAGUCGCGUGACCCCCGCUUCUCCGGAUCCGCCUCCACCACCGUUCGUCACAUCGCCCGCUCCUUCGCCGCCGCCGACGCCACCGGUGAUGGCGACCUUGUCAUCCCUAUCGACGGCGUCGACGCCACCAACGUUUGGAUUCUGGGGAGGGUGGUGAGCGUGGUGAACAUGGAGGCCAGCGUGUCGUUCACGCUCGACGACGGCACCGGGAAGAUCGCGCUCACGCGGUGGAUCGCUGAAGAUAUUGAUGCUAAGGAAGUGGCUUUCGUUCAGAAUGGUAUAUACCUCAAGGUUCAAGUUACUCUCGUAGGGUUUCAAACUAAGCAGUAUGGUUUUGCUCGCGCUAUUCGGCCUGUUACCAAUUUCAAUGAAGUGGCGCUGCACUUCAUUGAGUGUAUUUAUUUGCAUUUGGAAAAUGUACGGCAAAAGAUGCAAGGUCAAUUCCCUCGCUCCAUUCAAGCAAAUGUGUCUACUUAUGAGAUGCAAGCUCAAGUUGCUCACAGUAUUCAAACAAAAUCACCUGCUUAUAUGCCCUUUUCUGGUGGAGCUAGAGAGCAUCAAGUUGAUUUUGCUCCUGAAGUAAACCAUGGGCGAUUCCUUUCAUCAGUUCAAACAAACACACCUACUCAUGUACCCUUUUCUGGUGGAGCUAGAGAACAGCAAGUUCACUUUACUCCUCAACCAAAUCAAUUUUCAGCUUACCCAGGUACAGGUGGUCAUCAGCACGAUCUGCAGAGUAUGGUUUUGGAGGUUAUGCAACGACCAGAUAUACUUGCACUUGAAAAUGGAGUACAUGUUGAUGAAGUGGCAAGGAGACUUGGAAUGCCAAGCGCACAAAUUCUGGCCACCGCCCAGCGUCUUGUCAAUUUGGCAUGCCUCUGUUCCACUAUUGAUGAUUAUCAUUUCAAGUCUAUUAAAUGAUUGAUCAAUGUUACCAUCUUCAAGACUUGGCAUUUUAGAUUAUUGGCAGUUUUUAGGUACUGAAUAGCAUUCGUGUAUAUGCUUUAAGUAUGCACAUCUAGUACAUGCAUUUUUCUUUGUACAGAGCACUGAACACCUGUUUUUAGUUGCCAAGCUAGUUACUCAGAUUGUCAGACAUGCAGAUCGGUUAGAAACUUAGAAUGUCAAACCAUUGGCAUGCUGCAGUUGCUGG
Zea mays is the source of this 1302-nucleotide messenger RNA. RefSeq names its product OB-fold nucleic acid binding domain containing protein. Gene Ontology annotation, molecular function: single-stranded DNA binding. The transcript has 10 exons. Lineage: Eukaryota; Viridiplantae; Streptophyta; Magnoliopsida; Poales; Poaceae. Gene Ontology annotation, cellular component: chromosome, telomeric region; site of double-strand break; DNA replication factor A complex. Bases 57 to 1070 code for a protein of 337 amino acids. The record is from RefSeq and is marked validated. Gene Ontology annotation, biological process: DNA replication; double-strand break repair via homologous recombination; nucleotide-excision repair.